Molecule: messenger RNA, 1833 nt
Organism: Megalobrama amblycephala (Wuchang bream)
Lineage: Eukaryota; Metazoa; Chordata; Actinopteri; Cypriniformes; Xenocyprididae
Gene: paox1
Product: polyamine oxidase (exo-N4-amino) 1
Exons: 8
Coding region: 163-1683 (506 amino acids)
Molecular function (GO): polyamine oxidase activity
Source: RefSeq, a predicted model, not a curated record
GAUGUGUCUUCUACUUUAGCUAUUCAGACCUUCUGACUCUGAACAAAAAUAAACACCGCCUCUAAAUCCACAUGAAGUCAUGGCAGUAAAACAGGAAGUAGAAUUAAGCAAUGCAACUAAAUACCGAAGGUGGAAACUAAGCAUUUAGCGCAGUUACAAAACAUGGCAGGCAGAAAUCCAUCUAUCGUGGUAGUUGGUGCUGGUGUGGCCGGACUCUCCGCGGCCAAGAAGCUGAAAGAAUACGGAUUUAAUGACGUCACUGUUCUGGAAGCCUCAGAGAAGGUCGGAGGAAGAGUAGCUACUGCAACUCUAGGGAAUACAUGUGUUGAUACUGGAGCACAAUACAUCCAUGGGGCAUCUGAAAAAAACCCAGUCUACUGUCUUCUAAAAAAGUCAGGUGUCCUAAACCAGGUCCCUGAGAUGGGCACUGAAGCAUUUUACAGUAACAAGGGACACAAAGUGGAUGCAGACUUCGCCAGACGUGCAUAUGAAGCUGGGGAGGGCAUUAUUCAAUACCGUGGCUUCAACACAGGAAAGAGUUUAGGUGAACACUAUGCAGAAAAAACCCAAGGUGUGAUUGACAGCUUGCAAGACAAUGACAAGAAAACGAGAAUGCAGAGUGUUUUUGCUUUGGUUGGCAAAGACAUGCUGAUUGACGUUGGAGCUUCAGACCUCCACAAGAUCUCUCUUGACUCCUGGCAGUACUAUAUCAACAUGGGUGACAGUCUCAAUAUUGCAGGUUUUAUGUUUCAGCUUGUGGAUCUGCUACUAGAGGGCUUCCCUAAGGAAUGUUUGCUGCUAAAAAGAGAAGUUAGUAAGAUCAAAUGGGAUGGAACCUUCUCUGUAGCCCCCUCUCCGACUCCCCCUCCUCAUGAUGAACCUCUCCCUGCUCACACUGAAGCUGCUUCUGAUGAAAAAGUCCGCCAGUACCCAGUUUGCGUUGUCUGUGAGAAUGGAGAAGAGAUUCUAGCCGAUCAUGUAAUAGUGACCAUUUCUCUGGGUUGUCUAAAGGCUCAAGCUUCCAGCCUCUUCAUCCCCAGUCUCCCAACCGAGAAAAUGGAGGUCAUCGAUAAGCUGUGCUUUGGAAAUAUUGCCAAGAUCUUUCUGGAGUAUGAAGAGGCAUUCUGGGAGAAUGAAGUUGGUUCUAUCAGCCUCAUUUAUGAGGAUGACACGCCUGUCUCAGUAUCCACCAAUAAAAUGCAGUGGAUCAAGAACAUGCAGUACUUUUCUGUCCUGAGACCUAAAGAAAGGUUUGGCAAUAUCUUAAUUGGUUGGUGUCCAGGAGACAUAGCUGACCUGAUUGAAACCAUGCCAGAUAACGAACUCUCAACUGCUAUCACUGAUCAUCUCAAAAUGUUCUUUGGACAUUCAAACAUUCCUCAGCCGAAGUCCAUACUCUGCACUAAGUGGCGCAGCAACAAGUUCGUAAAGGGAUCUUACGCUUUCCUCCCUGUUGGUGUUGAUGUGCAAGUUAUGGACAUGUUGGCACAACCGCUAACGGGCAGUCGGGGUCCUGAUGAAGAUCUUCAGGUCUUGUUUGCAGGUGAGGCAACGAUGAAGACUCUUUAUGGCACAGUGCAAGGAGCUCUACUGUCAGGACACAGAGAGGCUGACAGACUGGCAGCACAUUAUAAGAAGACAGCAGCUCCCACUUCCACUACCUCACUGGACAAACAAAAUUAGAGAGUUAAAAUGUAUUAUCUAAUUAUCUAAUUACACUGACAUCAUCACAAUUAUGAUUUGAUGAUGAUGGUUCGACUGAUGAUGUGAUCUCAACAAGCCUGCCCUCAUGAGGCUUCUCCGUGUAAAAUAAAACACCUUUUUGAAUAAAAA